Molecule: messenger RNA, 1043 nt
Organism: Lipotes vexillifer (Yangtze River dolphin)
Lineage: Eukaryota; Metazoa; Chordata; Mammalia; Artiodactyla; Lipotidae
Gene: PRKAB2
Product: protein kinase AMP-activated non-catalytic subunit beta 2
Exons: 7
Coding region: 22-840 (272 amino acids)
Biological process (GO): signal transduction
Cellular component (GO): nucleotide-activated protein kinase complex; cytoplasm; nucleus
Molecular function (GO): protein kinase binding
Source: RefSeq, a predicted model, not a curated record
CCCGACUCGAGCUGCACCGCCAUGGGAAACACCACCAGCGACCGGGUGGCCGGGGAGCGCCACGGCGCCAAGGCUGCGCGCGCCGAGGGCGCCGGCGGCCAUGCCCCGGGCAAGGAACAUAAGAUCAUGGUGGGGAGCACCGAUGACCCCAGCGUCUUCAGCCUGCCGGAUUCCAAGCUCCCUGGGGACAAAGAGUUUGUAUCAUGGCAGCAGGAUUUGGAGGACUCCGUAAAGCCCACACAGCAGGCCCGGCCCACUGUUAUCCGCUGGUCUGAAGGAGGCAAAGAGGUCUUCAUCUCUGGGUCCUUCAACAAUUGGAGCGCCAAGAUUCCACUGAUUAAGAGCCAUAAUGACUUUGUUGCCAUCCUGGACCUCCCUGAGGGAGAGCACCAGUACAAGUUCUUUGUGGAUGGACAGUGGGUUCAUGAUCCAUCAGAGCCUGUGGUUACCAGUCAGCUUGGCACAAUUAACAAUUUGAUCCAUGUCAAGAAAUCUGAUUUUGAGGUGUUUGAUGCUUUAAAGCUAGAUUCAAUGGAAAGCUCAGAGACAUCAUGUCGAGACCUUUCCAGCUCACCCCCAGGGCCUUAUGGUCAAGAAAUGUAUGUGUUUCGAUCAGAGGAGAGAUUCAAAUCCCCACCCAUCCUGCCUCCUCACCUUCUCCAAGUUAUUCUUAACAAGGACACUAAUAUAUCUUGUGAUCCAGCCUUGCUCCCCGAGCCCAAUCAUGUUAUGCUGAACCAUCUCUACGCAUUGUCCAUUAAGGACAGUGUGAUGGUCCUUAGCGCAACCCAUCGCUACAAGAAGAAGUAUGUCACUACUCUGCUGUAUAAGCCCAUCUGAAGGGAUUCUUUCCUGCCUCCCAGGAUUCAGGAGAAGCAUCUCCCUUGCCUUUCUGGACUAGACCAGUCUUACCUGGGACUGGAAGGCUGAUUUGCUUUGAGGCUAAUAUGUGUGUUUCAGAGCCUCUGAGUAGGAUGCUCUGCUUUUGCAUUUGAUUGCAAAUGAGAGCUUUAGGAGUUCAUGGAAUUUAUUUUAAGAAAAAA